UCACCGCCCGCCAGAGCCAAGUGUCUCCGAGCCACUGACCGCCGGGGGACGCUGGGGUAUAAAAGAAGCACAACAACCCUCCGGCCAACAGUUUGAGAGCUAACGAGAAUAACGCAGGAGCCAAACAGCUAACCUGAAAUGGCGACGGCAAUAUACUUGGAACAUUACCUUGACAGUAUUGAAAACCUACCAUGUGAGCUGCAGAGAAACUUCACUUUGAUGCGGGACCUGGACAACAGGACUGAAGAAAAGAAAAGUGAGAUUGACAAACUGGCUGAAGAGUACAUAGCGAAGGUGAAGAACCUGGCCUCAGAGCAGAGAGUGGAACACCUGCAGAAGAUCCAGAAUGCCUACAGCAAGUGCAAAGAGUUCAGUGAUGAUAAAGUCCAGCUUGCAAUGCAGACAUAUGAAAUGGUGGACAAACAUAUCCGCCGACUGGAUGCAGAUCUGGCGCGGUUUGAGAAUGAGCUAAAGGAGAAACUGGAAGUGAGCGGAUACGAAAGUACAGAUGGAAGAGCACUGAAAAAGGGUGAAUCCCGUGGACUGAGAGAGAAGCGAACAUCCAGAGGAAGAGGAAGGAAAGGUUCUGAUGAAGAUUCUCCCAAAAAGAAAAAGCUAAAAAACAGCCCAGACCUGAGUGACGCCCUCCUGCCCAUGCAACCAUCAGACGUUUUGGACAUGCCAGUCGAUCCCAAUGAGCCCACGUACUGCCUGUGCCACCAGGUGUCAUAUGGAGAGAUGAUUGGAUGCGAUAACCCAGAUUGUCCUAUUGAGUGGUUCCACUUUGCUUGUGUUGAUCUCGCCUCAAAACCCAAAGGAAAAUGGUUUUGUCCGAGGUGCACCCAAGACAAGAAGAAGAAAUGAGAAUCCUUACUUUCAAAAAUACUCAGCUAAUAAUGUAUGUAUUUUUGGUGUAGUUUAUAGUGUAAUAUAUAUAUAUUUCAGCCCUAUAACUCUCCAUAGAUGGUGGGUCAUACAGCUUUUUUUAAGGCCUAAUCCAGAUUCAGUGUAUAGCUACGCUUGUAGCACCAUUAUCUCACUCUAUUACAGUUACUUCAGUUAUGUUAUGUCAGUGUCAUUGGAUCUAAGAUGGCUGUCUUUGUCCAAUAGCUUUACAAUAAUCAACUCACAUGUAUAUUAUCUGUGCACUCAAGCUAAAGUAGUCUGGGCAGUGGAGUUAAACGUUGCACAAAUUACCACCAAUCAUAGAGUCCUUCCUGUCGAGUCGUAUAGUGUGUGUGUGUGUGUGUGUGUGUAUAUAU
Messenger RNA from Epinephelus moara (kelp grouper), 1262 nucleotides. It is a transcript of the gene ing5a, whose product is annotated as inhibitor of growth family, member 5a. Gene Ontology annotation, biological process: positive regulation of DNA-templated transcription; positive regulation of apoptotic signaling pathway. The transcript has 8 exons. Gene Ontology annotation, molecular function: chromatin binding. Bases 139 to 864 code for a protein of 241 amino acids. The record is from RefSeq and is a predicted model, not a curated record. Lineage: Eukaryota; Metazoa; Chordata; Actinopteri; Perciformes; Serranidae. Gene Ontology annotation, cellular component: nucleus.